Nannospalax galili (Upper Galilee mountains blind mole rat) is the source of this 994-nucleotide messenger RNA. RefSeq names its product mitochondrial ribosomal protein S34 (gene Mrps34). The transcript has 3 exons. Gene Ontology annotation, cellular component: mitochondrial small ribosomal subunit; mitochondrion. Lineage: Eukaryota; Metazoa; Chordata; Mammalia; Rodentia; Spalacidae. The coding region runs from base 141 to 797 and encodes 218 amino acids. Gene Ontology annotation, molecular function: structural constituent of ribosome. The record is from RefSeq and is a predicted model, not a curated record. Gene Ontology annotation, biological process: mitochondrial translation.
UCUGCGGGACUUCACCUCGGCCAUAGCCCAGCCUUACCGCAGCUUCCGGACGUACCCGGACGCUUUUGCCUAGGACACCCGCCGCUUCCGGCGCCAGAGGACUUCGGAAGCCCAGGAUUCCGGCCGGUAAGGACGCAGGUAUGGCGCGGAAGAAAGUGAGACCCAGACUGAUCGCCGAGCUGGCCCGUCGCGUGCGCGCCCUGCGUGAGCAGCAGAACCGACCGCGAGACUCGGAGCUCUACGCCUUAGACUACGAGACGCUGACCCGGCCGCACUCGGGCCGCCGGCUUCCUGUGCGCGCCUGGGUCGACGUGCGCCGCGAGAGCCGCCUCCUGCAGCUGCUCUCCCGCCUCCCGUCGUUCGGUCUGGGUCGUCUGGUCACCCGCAAGUCCUGGCUGUGGCAGCACGACGAGCCGUGCUACUGGCGCCUCACGCGCGUGCGGCCCGACUAUACGGCGCAGAACUUGGACCACGGGAAGGCCUGGGGCAUCCUGACCUUCAAAGGGAAGACGGAAGACAGUGCCCGGGAAAUCGAGCAUGUAAUGUAUCACGAUUGGCGACUAGUGCCUAAGCACGAGGAGGCGGCCUUCACUGCGUUCACUCCAAAGCCAGAAGAUAGACCGAGCCCUGUCCCCUACCCCCCUCUGCUGCGGGCCAUGAUCUUCGCGGAACGACGGAAAAACGGAGAUACUAGCGUCCAGGAGCCGCUCCUGAACCUGGAGAGGACACGGGUGCAUCCCUGGGACUACCCUGCAAAACAGGAGACCAAGGGGAAGGCCAAGGGCACCCCAGUCUAACUGCCAGGGCUGGCAGGGAGGCCCUUGUGGGUCAUUUGAUGGACAAGUGUCUUUGACUGUGCUCCUUCAUUGGAGAAUUAGAGACCUUGCAGCCCUGACACCUACCUGUGAAUGAGGGGUCCCAGCUGACAGGCUGCCAACACUUCCAGGUUGCCCCUUGCUAGUUCCUGUGGCUAGGAAUAAACGCCUGAAGUGGC